This is a messenger RNA of Patiria miniata (bat star), 8442 nucleotides long. RefSeq lists its product as uncharacterized. The transcript is spliced from 36 exons. Gene Ontology annotation, biological process: cell surface receptor signaling pathway; G protein-coupled receptor signaling pathway. Gene Ontology annotation, cellular component: membrane. The record is from RefSeq and is a predicted model, not a curated record. Gene Ontology annotation, molecular function: G protein-coupled receptor activity. The annotation marks the transcript as partial. NCBI's taxonomy places the organism in Eukaryota, Metazoa, Echinodermata, Asteroidea, Valvatida, Asterinidae.
AUAGCAUCCAGCCAGACUACUGUAGUUGUAAGCUGGACUGAGCCAAGAGCCACUGACAAUAAUGGUGUGCUGCGACGUUCCUGGCGGUCACAUGCCCCCAACACUGCCUUUCCUGUUGGAACUACCCAGGUUACUUAUCAGUGGAUCGACCCAAGCAAUGCCAACUCGCCGGCUGAGUGCAUGUUCACGGUGACUGUUUCCACUACAGGAACGGAUGGUGUGGUGCCUUCUUUGACCUGCCCUGCUGAUGAGGUUGCUAGUGCAAGUGGCAUUGCCACCUGGACUCCACCAACACCAACUGAUGCUUCAGGGAUCGCUUCCACAACCUCAACUUUAACCCCAGGAUCAGUAGUCCAGGAGGGUUUCACCACUGUCACCUACAAUACUGUUGAUGGUUCUGGCAACCGAGCCUCCUGUUCUUUCCUAGUGCGAAGAGCAGUAACCGGCGCUUACGGGCCGGUCAUCACAAGCUGUCCAAAUAAUAUCCAGCAGACAGUGACCAGUGGCACCAGUGGUUUUGUGACAUGGACAGAACCAACAGCUUACGAUGACGGUGGGUAUGUGCGGCUCGUUAUGCAGACUCACUCUCCCAACACUGCUUUCCCUGUUGGCACAACACCAGUGGAAUACCUCUUCCAAGAUCCAACAGGGAGCACUGCUAGAUGUGUCUUCACGGUUGAACUCACUGUCACAGUUGACAAUGAUCCACCUGUGAUCUCCGGUUGUCCUGAUGAUUUCUCUAGGACAACCUCAAAUAUGCAAGGCCUCGCUGUCUUCUGGACACCACCGACUGCAACAGACGUUAGUUCUUUUGACACACGGUCAACACUUGACAAUACGCCACCAGUGAUUUCGGGAUGCCCAAGCAAUUUAGUAUUCACCACCAAUACUUUCGGAGGGACUGCUUUUGUCACCUGGACACCACCAACUGCAACAGAUGACAGUCAAGUUGUACAAACUUCCACUCAUAAUCCCGGGCAACAACUUCCCGUUGGCAGAACUGAAGUUGUGUAUACUUUCACCGAUACCAAUAACCAGGCAUCUAUGUGUUCAUUCUUUGUGGAGGUAGUAUUUGUUGACAUUGAUGAUCCAUUCUUUGUGGGCUGUCCCACUUCGCUCACUGUGACGGCCCCUUUUAAUGCUGGUGCAGACAUUGAGGUGACAUGGACAGCACCUACGGCUACGGAUAAUGCUGGAACACCAACAGCUAUUCUGAUAUCCCAUAAUCCGGGGGACAGGUUUCUUGUUGGCCAAGUGACCACUGUCCUCUACAGUUACACCGAUGCGGCUGGCAACAGAGGCGACUGUCGGUUUGAUGUGACCGUUACACGUGCUGUUGACAAUGUGCAUCCUGUGAUCAACUGCCCAGCCAACAUCAUUCAAGAAGUCACGACUGGCAAUCGGAAUGGAGUUGAAGUAACGUGGAAUUUACCCAUAGCCACAGACAACACUGGAUCUACGCUAAUUGUCAUUCUGACCUCAGAUCAACAGCUGGGUCCCGGUGCCUUCUUCCAGUUCGGAAGUUACACCAUUGCUUAUAGCGCCGUUGAUGGGGCAAGCAAUUCGGCUCAAUGUUCCUUUACUGUAACUGUUGUGGAUCGAGUACCACCUGUACUCAAUUGCCCACCCAACCUUGUAAGAGAAGUCACCAGUGGCAGUCAGAAUGGAAUUCAAGUGUCAUGGAAUGUUCCUACAGCUACAGACAACAGUGGAGCUGCACCAAAUGUCCUCCUGACCUCAAAUUCACAGCAAACUCCGGGUUCCUUCUUUGCAUUUGGAACGUACACUAUAACAUAUACUGCCAGUGAUGGUGCAGGCAAUUCCUUCUCAUGUUCUUUCACUGUUAAUGUUGUUGACGGAGUACCACCUUCAGUCCAAUGCCCAGGGAAUGUGGAGUUUACCAUACCAUUUACAGCUAAUGAUAGGGAGGUGACCUGGAGUGAGCCAGUUGUAUCUGACAAUUCUGGAACUGUCAGUUUCGUCUCAAGGACCCGUGAACCUAAUACCCGUUUCCUACCUGGUAUUACUACUGUAAUGUAUACCUACCGUGACCCAUCAGGCAACACGGAAUCCUGUUCUUUCACUGUGACAAUAACCCGACUGGAUGGCGUGCCGCCUGUGAUUAACUGCCCAGCCAACAUCUUACAAGAAGUCACGACUGGCAAUCGGAAUGGAAUUGAAGUGACAUGGAAUUUACCCACAGCCACAGACAACAGUGGAAUACAACCAACUAUCUCCUUGGCAUCAAAUGCACAGUUAGGACCUGGUUCGUUCUUUCCAUUUGGAAGCUACACAAUUACCUAUAGAGCUACUGAUGCGGAAGGGAAUUCCGAGUCAUGUUCCUUUACUGUCACUGUUGUGGAUCGAGUACCACCUGUACUUAAUUGCCCAUCCAAUAUUAUACGAGAAGUCACCAGUGGCAGUCAGAAUGGAAUUCAAGUGUCAUGGAAUGUUCCUACAGCUACAGACAACAGUGGAGCUGCACCAAAUGUCUUCCUGACCUCAAAUUCACAGCAAACUCCGGGUUCCUUCUUUGCAUUUGGAACGUACACUAUAACAUAUACUGCCAGUGAUGGUUUAGGCAAUUCCAUGUCCUGUUCUUUUACUUUGACAGUUGUGGAUCGUGUACCACCUGUGAUCACUUGCCCAGCUGACAUCACCCAACGAGUCACGACUGGUAAUCGGAAUGGAAUUGAAGUACAAUGGAGUCCUGCAACAGCCACAGACAACAGUGGAGCUGAACCAAAUGUCUUUCUGGGCUCAAAUUCACAACAAGGACCUGGCUCCUUCUUUCAGUUUGGAACCUACAGCAUUCUCUACAUUGCCUCAGAUGGGCCAGGCAAUUCCAUGACAUGUUCUUUUACUCUGACAGUUGUUGACGGAGUACCACCUUCAGUCCAAUGCCCAGGGAAUGUGGAGUUUACCAUACCAUUUACAGCUAAUGAUAGGGAGGUGACCUGGAGUGAGCCAGUUGUAUCUGACAAUUCUGGAACUGUCAGUUUCGUCUCCAGGACCCGUGAACCUAAUAGCCGUUUCCAACCUGGUAUUACUACUGUAAUGUAUACCUACCGUGACCCAGCAGGCAACACGGAAUCCUGUUCUUUCACUGUGACAAUAACCCGACUGGAUGGCGUGCCGCCUGUGAUUAACUGCCCAGCCAACAUCUUACAAGAAGUCAGGACUGGCAAUCGGAAUGGAAUUGAAGUGACAUGGAAUUUACCCACAGCCACAGACAACAGUGGAAUACAACCAACUAUCUCCUUGACAUCAAAUGCACAGUUAGGACCUGGUUCGUUCUUUCCAUUUGGAAGCUACACAAUUACCUACAGAGCUACUGAUGCGGAAGGGAAUUCCGAGUCAUGUUCCUUUACUGUCACUGUUGUGGAUCGAGUACCACCUGUACUCAAUUGCCCAUCCAAUAUUAUACAAGAAGUCACCAGUGGCAAUCGGAAUGGAAUUGAAGUGUCAUGGAAUGUUCCUACAGCUACAGACAACAGUGGAGCUGCACCAAAUGUUUUCCUGACCUCAAAUUCACAGCAAACUCCGGGUUCCUUCUUUGCAUUUGGAACGUACACUAUAACAUAUACUGCCAGUGAUGGUGCAGGCAAUUCCAUGCCCUGUUCUUUUACUUUGACAGUUGUGGAUCGUGUACCACCUGUGAUCACUUGCCCAGCUGACAUCACCCAACGAGUCACGACUGGUAAUCGGAAUGGAAUUGAAGUACAAUGGAGUCCUGCAACAGCCACAGACAACAGUGGAGCUGAACCAAAUGUCUUUCUGGGCUCAAAUUCACAACAAGGACCUGGUUCCUUCUUUCAGUUUGGAACCUACAGCAUUCUCUACAUUGCCUCAGAUGGGGCAGGCAAUUCCAUGACAUGUUCUUUUACUGUGACAGUUGUUGACGAAGUACCACCUUCAGUCCAAUGCCCAUGGAAUGUGGAGUUUACCAUACCAUUUACAGCUAAUGAUAGGGUGGUGACCUGGAGUGAGCCAGUUGUAUCUGACAAUUCUGGAACUGUCAGUUUUGUCUCAAGGACCCGUGAACCUAAUAGCCGUUUUCAACCUGGUAUUACUACUGUAAUGUAUACCUACCGUGACCCAGCAGGCAACACGGAAUCCUGUUCUUUCACUGUGACAAUAACCCGACUGGAUGGCGUGCCGCCUGUGAUUAACUGCGCAGCCAACAUCUUACAAGAAGUCAGGACUGGCAAUCGGAAUGGAAUUGAAGUGACAUGGAAUUUACCCACAGCCACAGACAACAGUGGAAUACAACCAACUAUCUCCUUGACAUCAAAUGCACAGUUAGGACCUGGUUCGUUCUUUCCAUUUGGAAGCUACACAAUUACUUACAGAGCUACUGAUGCGGAAGGGAAUUCUGAGUCAUGUUCCUUUACUGUUACUGUUGUGGAUCGAGUACCACCUGUACUCAAUUGCCCGUCCAAUAUUAUACAAGAAGUCACCAGUGGCAGUCGGAAUGGAAUUCAAGUGUCAUGGAAUGUUCCUACAGCUACAGACAACAGUGGAGCUGCACCAAAUGUCUUCCUGACCUCAAAUUCACAGCAAACUCCGGGUUCCUUCUUUGCAUUUGGAACGUACACUAUAAGAUAUACUGCCAGUGAUGGUGCAGGCAAUUCCUUCUCAUGUUCUUUUACUGUUAAUGUUGUGGAUCGUGUACCACCUGUGAUCACUUGCCCAGCUGACAUCACCCAACGAGUCACGACUGGUAAUCGGAAUGGAAUUGAAGUACAAUGGAGUCCUGCAACAGCCAUAGACAACAGUGGAGCUGAACCAAAUGUCUUCCUGAGCUCAAAUUCACAACAAGGACCUGGUUCCUUCUUCCAGUUUGGAACCUACACCAUUAUUUAUUUUGCCACAGAUGGGGCAAGCAAUUCCAUUCCAUGUUCUUUUACUGUGACAGUUGUUGACGAAGUACCGCCUUCAGUUCUAUGCCCAGCGAAUCUGGAGUUAACCGUACCAUUUACAGCUAAUGAUAGAACAGUGACCUGGAGUGAGCCAGUUGUAUCUGACAAUUCUGGAACUGUUACUUUCGUCUCAAGGACCCAUGAACCUAAUAGCCGUUUCCAACCUGGUAUUGCUACUGUAAUGUAUACCUACCGUGACCCAUCAGGCAACAGGGAAUCCUGUUCUUUCACUGUAACAAUAACCCGACAGGAUGGCGUACCACCUGUGAUUAACUGCCCAUUCAACAUCUUACAAGAAGUCACGACUGGCAAUCGGAAUGGAAUUGAAGUGACAUGGAACUUACCCACUGCCACAGACCACAGUGGAAUACAACCAACUAUCGCCUUGACAUCAAAUGCACAGCUAGAACCUGGUUCUUUCUUUUCAUUUGGAAGCUACACAAUUACCUACAGAGCUACUAAUGUGGAAGGGAAUUCCGAAUCAUGUUCCUUUUUUGUUGUUGUUGUGGAUCGAGUACCACCUGUACUCAAUUGCCCAUCCAAUAUUAUACAAGAAGUCACCAGUGGCAGUCAGAAUGGAAUUCAAGUGUCAUGGAAUGUUCCUACAGCUACAGACAACAGUGGAGCUGCACCAAAUGUCUUCCUGACCUCAAAUUCACAGCAAACUCCGGGUUCCUUCUUUGCAUUUGGAACGUACACUAUAAGAUAUACUGCCAGUGAUGGUGCAGGCAAUUCCAUGUCGUGUUCUUUUACUAUUAAUGUUGUGGAUCGUGUACCACCCGUGAUCACUUGCCCAGCUGACAUCACCCAACGAGUCACGACUGGCAAUCGGAAUGGAAUUGAAGUACAAUGGAGUCCUGCAACAGCCACAGACAACAGUGGAGCUGAAACAAAUGUCUUCCUGAGCUCAAAUUCACAACAAGGACCUGGUUCCUUCUUCCAGUUUGGAACCUACACCAUUACCUAUUUUGCCACAGAUGGGGCAAGCAAUUCCAUUCCAUGUUCUUUUACUGUGACAGUUGUUGACGAAGUACCACCUUCAGUCCAAUGCCCAGCGAAUGUCGCGUUUAGCAUACCAUUUACAGCUAAUGAUAGGGCUGUGACCUGGAGUGAGCCAGUUGUAUCUGACAAUUCUGGGAGUGUUACUUUCGUCUCCAGGACCCGUGAACCUAAUAGCCGUUUCCAACCUGGUAUUGCUACUGUAAUGUAUACCUACCGUGACCCAUCAGGCAACACGGACUCCUGUACUUUCACUGUAACAAUAACUCGACUGGAUGGCGGGCCACUUAUGAUUAACUGCCCAGGCAACAUCGUUCGAGAAGUCACGACUGGCAAUGGGAAUGGAAUUGAAGUAACAUGGAACUUACCCACUGCCACAGACCACAGUGGAUUACAACCAACUAUCUCCUUGACAUCAAAUGCACAGCUAGGACCUGGUUCGUUCUUUCCAUUUGGAAGCUACACAAUAACUUACAGAGCUACUGAUGCGGAAGGGAAUUCCGAGUCAUGUUCCUUUACCGUCACUGUUGUAUCAUCGAAUCCGUGUUCAUCUUCACCUUGUCAGAAUGGUGGGACUUGUUCCACGAGUUCGUCUGGGGAUCAAAUCUACUGCAAUUGUUCUGAAGGCUUUAAAGGAAUUACAUGUGAAACAUACGCGUGCAAUUGCCACACCGACUCAACCGGUAAACCGAACGACUGUGAGGUUUCAGCAGAGUGUGACGUUGCUGACAUCCUAGAAGUCCUUGCACAGAUCGUGGUGAAUGAAACCAAUGUUCUUUCAGUGUCCGCUACGCUGAAGAACGCGACAUCGAGCUUAAUCAACGAAGAAGUUGAAGGGGAUGAGCUCUCUCUGACGGCAACGGUUCUGGAGAAUAUAGCAAAUGUAACCAGUCCAAGCCUCCAGGUGACCGUAAACGUUGUCAAGACGGUCGACAACGUUCUCAAUCUACGUAACGAAAUCUUCGAAGAGAGUGAUGAUGAUGCUGCGGGAAGGAUCCUCCAAACCUUCGAGACACAGCUGACGUACGUCAGGGAAAACCUGACGAUCGACAACCUGUCGAACCUAGCUGUCGAUGUCGUCGUACUUGGCCCAGAUUUAAACACCGAUUCCGGCAUAAGCUACGCAAGCAUUCCUAUAGGAGGGGUCAUUGAUAACACGCUUCAGAACAAUGAGGGUCAGUUGAGUUCGAUGACCGAACCACGGGAUGACGCCGAAGCAUUCAUUGGUCUUCCCGGAGAAGCUCUGAAAUUGGAUGAUGAACAAGGUUCCAUGGUAAAUUUGCCUGUUGUUUUCGCCGUGUACCUGACCUCCAAGCUGUUUCAGUUAGCCACACCCGAGUCGCUAAGCUUUCCUGACGGGAAACAACUGUUAGUGAACAGUCGCAUCGUAUCAGCUAUCGUCGGAGACCGAGAUCAAAUCAUUGAAAACCUGAUGAGCCCUGUUGUAACGUCUUUCAUUUCUCUGAACACAUCACUCACGGGUGAGUCAAUCUGUGUCUUUUGGGACGUUGCUGCCAGUAACUGGUCCACUGAGGGAUGUACUCGGUCCACGAUCAACCCUGGUCAACGCUCCGUGGCCUGUGACUGCAAUCACUUGACUAACUUCGCUAUUCUACUGAGUUAUUAUGGUGACAUUGACAAUUUUGCGUUGGAUAUCAUAAGCAAGGUCGGGUGUGCAGUAUCGAUUGGGGCGCUGUUUCUGACUAUAAUGGCCUGCUUGGUGCAUAGUGAGCUUAGAAACAAACCAGCCAAGAAGUCCGUGAUAAACCUGUGCGUAUCCCUGCUAGCCUUGUACGCGGUCUUUCUGGCCGGUAUAGAACAGGCUCAGUCCCCGGUCACCUGUGUUAUCAUGGCCGCUCUGAUCCACUACUUCUUUCUGACCUCCGUCUGCUGGGCCUCGGCCGAGGCGCUGAAUCUUUUCUACCUGCUUGUCCUCACGCGCAGGGGACUGAUGACUGGAUAUCUGUUGAAGAUGCUGCUGUUCUGUUGGGGUAUCCCGAUGGUGAUCGUGGCCUUCACGUUCGUGGUGCCGUAUUUUGUCACUGGACACUGGGAACUCGAGGGCGAAUACUGCUUCUUAACACCUGGCAACGCACUCUACUUCGGCGUCCUCCUCCCAGUUGGCAUGAUGCUGCUCUUCAACGUCUUCAUUUUCAUCCUCCUCGUGCGUCGUCUCGUCUGUCAGCGCAUGGUGUCCUCAGUAACCCGCCGUGAGACCCACCUAGAUGCCUCCAUCCGUCACGGUAGACUCAUGCUACCCAUAAGUCUACUGUUGGGGGCGACUUGGUUAGUCGGAUUCCUGGCGGUUGAGGGGGCUACCGACGUCUUCCAGUGGAUCUUUGCCGUUCUCAACUCAUUCCUUGGCCUGGCUAUCUUCCUGCUCUUCAUUGUUGGGAGGAAGACGGGGAGGAAAGGGCUUGGGAAGCUGAUCUGCGUCGAUCAGAUCAGGAAGAUGACAAACACCCAGUGAUCAUCUACAGUCCGUGGAAGCACGCCUCAUGGCGUGCUUCCACGGACAUAA